This is a messenger RNA of Cyclospora cayetanensis, 495 nucleotides long. RefSeq lists its product as uncharacterized. The coding region runs from base 1 to 495 and encodes 164 amino acids. Lineage: Eukaryota; Apicomplexa; Conoidasida; Eucoccidiorida; Eimeriidae. The record is from RefSeq and is a predicted model, not a curated record. The transcript has 3 exons.
AUGCACACGUACAUGCCCGGAGAUCUAACGAGCUGCGCCUCUCCGCAUGCCCAGCGCAUCCUACAGCUCAAUUUUGCCGCAGAAAAAGUGCUUCUUCUCAACCGCUUGGUACUGGCCGUCAGUGAGCAGCUGGAGAAGGUGCGCGAAGCAUUAGGCGCGUACAGGAGGGGCGAAGCGGGGGGGACAGUUACGGCUUCCGCCACAGCCAGCAGCAAUACGAGCAUGAUGAGUGAGCCCUGCGGGUUCUUGGAUGAUUGGUUUCUGAUUGGGGAGUCCUUCGUUGCCCUCGACGCCGAACAGAUUUGCGUCUUUCUGUGGCAACACCGAGAGAGACUCCAGCGCAGACGCAGCCGUCUCCUCACCGAGCGACGCGGGGCCCUGCGAUCGCUGCUGUCGCUUUCCCCCUCGGCAGAGGAAAUUGCAAAUAGUGACUGGGGAUUUCUGCUGCAGCAAGCAGAGACAGAUCGAGACAUGCCUUCCAGUGACUCCGACUAG